UUAGCAAAUAAAUACUGGGCUCCACAUGUGAAGAAAAAAUUGUCUUUUGAUUCAAAGGUUAUUGAAGAUGUAUAUAUGAAAGAAAUUGUCAGAUCAAAAUUUGCUAUUAGGAAGAUAAUGCUUCUUGAAUUCAGCCAGUACCUUGAAAAUUACCUAUGGAUGAAUUAUUCUCCAGAGGUGUCCAGUAAGGCAUAUUUAAUGUCAAUCUGCUGUAUGGUGAAUGAGAAGUUUCGAGAGAAUGUGCCUGCGUGGGAGACAUUCAAAAAAAAGCCAGAACACUUUCCCUUCUUUUUCAAAUGCAUACUGGAGGCAUCGCUGGUUGAAAAUGAUAGUGAAUACUCUCUGCAUGAACAGACAGUCCUGCUGCUUUUCCUUGAUCACUGCUUCAAUAGUUUGGAAGUGGAUUUGAUCAGAGGUCAGGUGCAGCAGCUCAUUUCCUUACCGAUGUGGAUGGCUCUACAACCUAAACGGCUGGAACAAGAGCUGAAAAAGACACCAAAACUAAGAAAAUUCUGGAAUCUAAUUAAGAAAAAUGAUGGGAAAAUGGAUGAGGAGACAAGAAUGCAGGCAUAUCGGGAGAGAAAAUUUCUUUCACAGCUUAUUCAGAAAUUCAUUUCUGUGCUAAAAUCAAUACCUAUCUCAGGUCCUAUUUCUAUGGACAAAGUUCAUUAUUGUGAGAGAUUCAUUGAACUCAUGCUAGAUCUUGAGGCUUUGCUUCCCACACGGCGCUGGUUUAAUACAGUGUUAGAUGACUCCCAUCUUGUUGUUCACUGUUACCUGUCCAGUCUUGCUAAAAGAGAGAAGGAGGGUCAUCUCUUCUGCCAGCUUUUAGAUAUGCUUAAAUUCUACACUGGCUUUGAAAUCAAUAAUCAGACUGGAAAUGCUUUGACAGAGAAUGAGAUGACAACAAUUCACUAUGACAGAAUUACCUCUCUACAGAGAGCAGCAUUUGCACAUUUCCCGGAGUUAUAUGACUUUGCACUCUCAAAUGUAGCUGCAGUAGAUACUCGUGAUUCACUGGUGAAGUUAUUUGGCCCCCUUAGCUCAAAUACUCUCCACCAAGUGGCGUCAUACCUCUGCCUCCUGCCGCCCCUGCCCGAAGGGCAAGACUCCAGCUAUGACAAGGAGUUUCUUCUGGAGUUACUG
This is a messenger RNA of Cariama cristata (Red-legged seriema), 1146 nucleotides long. RefSeq names its product intron-binding protein aquarius-like. The annotation marks the transcript as partial. The transcript is spliced from 13 exons. Lineage: Eukaryota; Metazoa; Chordata; Aves; Cariamiformes; Cariamidae. The record is from RefSeq and is a predicted model, not a curated record.